Messenger RNA from Helianthus annuus (common sunflower), 1826 nucleotides. RefSeq names its product pectinesterase 2. Gene Ontology annotation, molecular function: pectinesterase inhibitor activity; pectinesterase activity. Gene Ontology annotation, biological process: cell wall modification. NCBI's taxonomy places the organism in Eukaryota, Viridiplantae, Streptophyta, Magnoliopsida, Asterales, Asteraceae. The record is from RefSeq and is a predicted model, not a curated record. The transcript is spliced from 2 exons. Bases 71 to 1606 code for a protein of 511 amino acids.
UCUCUCAACAACCAAAACAAACGUGUUUCAAGCCUCUCUCUCUUCUUUUAACAAACAAUUUGCUUUUGUGAUGACAAUAGUUACGUUUUUAGCAACCCUAAUUUCUUGUUUGAUCCUUCAUCUCACUCCAUGGGUGUACGGUUACCCUAUAUCCGAUAUUAGGUCAUGGUGCAAGCAAACACCUCAUCCGGAACCCUGCGAGUAUGUCUUGGCCGGUCAACUAAAUUACGGUCCAAUGAAGCAAAAACCCGACUUCAUCAAGGCAUUACUGAAAGUCACCCAAGAGCGAGCGGCAGAGGCUGAGUCCAACGCGCGUGGACUCGGUCCAAAAUGCCACAACAAACUUGAAAAGACCGCGUGGAAAGAUUGUCUACAACUUUAUGAAAACACUGUCCAAAGGAUCAACAUGACUGUUGAUCCUAAAAGGACGUGUAGCCAGGUUGACAUGCAAACCUGGCUAAGCACAGCUCUCACGAACCUCGAGACGUGCAAGAAUGGGUUUGAGGAGCUAGGAGUUGGUGACUACAUGUUACCACUAAUGAACAAUAAUCUUUCAUCUUUAAUUAGCAAUUUAUUGGCAAUGAACAAAGGUGGAAAUUCACCUAAUGAACCUUAUCAUAAAGGCUUCCCUACUUGGGUGAAGCAUAGUGAUCGAAAGCUAUUGGAAUCGUCGAACCCCUCCUCUCAGGCUAACGCUGUGGUGGCUCAAGAUGGUUCGGGUAACUAUAAGACUAUUGGAGCCGCGUUAGCAGCCGCGAAAUCAAGUGGUGGGAGGUAUGUGAUAUAUGUGAAGGCAGGAACUUACAAUGAAUACAUUGAUAUCAAAUCGGAUAACAUAAUGAUAGUUGGAGAUGGUAUGGGAAAGACAGUUAUAACCGGUAGUAAAAGUGUCGGGGCCGGCUCAACCUCUUUCGGGUCAUGUACAAUGGCGGUGAAUGGAGACAAAUUCAUAGGGCGUGACUUCACGGUUAGAAACACGGCGGGCCCGCAAAACGAACAAGCAGUGGCGGUCCGGAGUGGUUCCGAUCUCUCAGUUUUCUACCAAUGCAGCUUGGAAGGCUACCAAGACACGCUCUACGCUCUUUCGAACCGACAGUUUUAUAAAGAUUGUAACAUUUAUGGUACUGUUGACUUCAUUUUUGGCAAUGCAGCUGUAGUGUUACAAAAUUGCAAUAUUCUUGCACGUGACCCUCCUAACAAGACCAACACGUUGACCGCACAAGGUCGAACCGACCCGAACCAAAACACUGGAAUCUCGAUCCAUAACUGUCGGGUCACGGCUGCCUCAAGCUUAAACGGCGUUAAAACAUAUCUUGGUAGGCCGUGGAAACAAUACUCGAGGACCGUUUAUUUGAAAACGUACCUCGAUGGCAUAGUGAACCCCGCGGGUUGGUUGCCAUGGAGCGGUAACUUCGCGCUUGAUACGUUGUAUUAUGGUGAGUACAUGAACACCGGCCCUGGUUCGUCAACUGCGAAUCGGGUUAAGUGGAAAGGCUACCAUGUGAUCACUAGCGCGGCUGAGGCCGCAAAGUUCGCCCCGGGUAGCUUCAUUGCUGGUGGAUCUUGGUUGCCGGAAACAGGCGUGCCCUGGACUGCUGCCCUUUAAUUCACUCAUCCAAUAUAUAAAAAAUGUUAAUAAUAUAGUUUGAAGUUCCUACAUCUUAUUUACAUGUUAAAAAGGUUAAUAAUAUAGUUUCAAGUGACUAUAUAUUAUUUACAUGUUAAAGCUUAAAAAUGUAUAGUUGGAGUGUGUAAUGUAUUUGAGAAAUGCGAAAAUAUUUCAUCUAAGCUUUUUAAAUGUAUAAAAGUAAAUUAUUAAUGCGUCA